CGCGCGCCUGGUCCACGAUUGGAGAACGUGAUCGCGGGGCGGGGCUUAGGCUGCGCAUGCGCACGCCGGGGUCCUGUCCCUCUGUACGACCUCGGCGUCUGCGCCAUGGCGGCCCGGCUCGUGCUGUGGCGAGGACGAGCUCGGGCGCUGAAGGCUGUGCUCCUGGAGGUGCAGGUGUUCCGAGGACUUGCGUCUACAGUGCCCCUCUCUGCAGAGUCAGGGAAGGAUGGAAAGGGACUUCAUCCAAAUCUCAAGAAGCCCGGUCUGCCCAAAGAUGUAGUGGAACCAGAGAGAGGCCAGCUCCUAGCCACCCACGCAGCAGCACCGCUGCCCAAAAGCCCGUCUCCACCCAGUUCUUCCCCUGCUGUGGGGAGCAAAGGUGUGGCGCUAGCUGGCCCGCACCCUGGUGGCAGCCCACCGUUCACGGAUGAAGGGCUUCUGAAACCUUUGUCAAGAAAGACUUUGGUAGAGUUUCCUCAGAAAAUUCCAGCUCCGUUCCAAGUACAGGGUUCUAACUUGAAGGCUCAGCAGCAUGCCCAGAAAGCAAGAGAUGAUUCAUCCUCAUCCUCUUCCUCAUCCAGCUCCUCUGACUCAGAGUCUGAUGAGGAGGAGCACGACUCAGAAGUUGAUCACAGAAUGGCAGGCCGAGGCAAGGGAGGGCUUUCCAAAGCAGAGACCCCCCACCCCUUUGAGAACAGAGCCCCCCAAAUUGCAGUAUAUGCAAAAGAGAAAGCUAAGGUGCAAAAGUUACGUGCCGACAUCACCCGCCCAGAGAAGCCCCAGCAGCCAAGGAAGAAAGGGACCAUCUCUAAGCCUUCAGAGGACAGAAAAGAGGCCAAACUUGAGUCUGCAGUGCCCAGAUCACAGUCCAGUAAGGAGGUCUUAAAGCAGACCAUGAAGGAAGAACAGCUGCAGGGAAAGAGCCCAAAGCCAGCGGAAGCUGACCACACAAAAGCCAGAUCAUCUGCAGGGCUCAGUGAUGGCCCAGUGCCCAUGCUGAGAGCAGAAGAGGCCAGGGCAGGGAGACAGCCGCCAGCUGCUGCCCCUGGGUCCCAAGGAAGACAUUUGGAACCCAAAGAGCCAGAGCCUGGAUGGAAGGCAGCUCCUCCCCUGACCAAGGAAGAAAACCUGGGGAAGCAAGGGCCCGAGAGCCACUUGAAGGCCAAGGUGGAGAUCUUGGAAGGUCAGGAACCAGUGAGAUUCCUGAAGACCAUUCCUGAUCAAAAGAAAGGUGUCUUGGAUGAGAAGACAGCAGGACCAAGACUGGAGGGGAAGUGUGAGGCAACAGUUGAUGAAGCCCAGCCCAUCGACCCAGCCCCACCCCAGGAGGCCCGAGGCGACGCACAGGAGCCCACUCAGGCACCCCUGCCUCCUGAGCCGACUGACACUACCACCUAUAAGAACCUCCAGCAUCACGACUACAACUCCUAUACCUUCCUGGACCUGAACCUGGACCUCUCCAAGUUCAGGAUGCCACAACCCUCUUCCGGGCGAGAGUCUCCUCGGCACUGAACUCUGCUCAGGUUGACCCUGUGUCCUGGUACAUUCUGGUCUGUAAGAAUAAAGUCAGAGUCACAAACUCCA
Nannospalax galili (Upper Galilee mountains blind mole rat) is the source of this 1584-nucleotide messenger RNA. It is a transcript of the gene Ndufv3, whose product is annotated as NADH:ubiquinone oxidoreductase subunit V3. The transcript is spliced from 4 exons. Gene Ontology annotation, cellular component: mitochondrion. Lineage: Eukaryota; Metazoa; Chordata; Mammalia; Rodentia; Spalacidae. Gene Ontology annotation, biological process: mitochondrial ATP synthesis coupled electron transport. Bases 106 to 1512 code for a protein of 468 amino acids. The record is from RefSeq and is a predicted model, not a curated record.